Messenger RNA from Tuber melanosporum (Perigord truffle), 1640 nucleotides. RefSeq lists its product as uncharacterized. Bases 171 to 1508 code for a protein of 445 amino acids. The transcript is spliced from 6 exons. Gene Ontology annotation, molecular function: pyridoxal phosphate binding; L-2-aminoadipate:2-oxoglutarate transaminase activity. The record is from RefSeq and is a predicted model, not a curated record. Gene Ontology annotation, biological process: biosynthetic process. Lineage: Eukaryota; Fungi; Ascomycota; Pezizomycetes; Pezizales; Tuberaceae.
GGCCUUUCUCGGGUUGUUAGAUUAUGACACCUUUCCAUUGAUAAACAUCUUUCCUGAGAACACAAACCUAUUUGCGCAUGGCGAACCCGGGGGAUCUGAUCUCUCCUCUCUGGCGUCAUUAGCCCGACUCAAAAUCUCAUCAUCCGUAUCUGUACGGUACACAGUCCAACAUGCUUGCUAACCUCCAUAAACCAAUCGAUCUCCUCCGAGGCCACCCAUCGACCCGCCUUCUUGCAGUGGACCUGAUUCGCGAGUCCGCUGCUAAGGUCCUUAGCUCUGACCUUCCACAGGAUAGUUAUGCCCAGGUUCGCCACCCAUUACAUUACGGACCUAACAUGGGGAACGAGGACUUGCGUGCUGAGAUUGGAAGAUGGACUGCUGAGCGAUAUGAGCUCAAAGAAGCCAUUCCUGCGGAGAGAAUUAAUAUCACUCCCGGGGCAUCGUAUGGGCUUAUGAGCACGCUUUUACUGUGUACUAGUCCCGGAACUGGGUACACGAAGCAGGCGUUCGUCGUUAGCCCGACCUACUUUUUAGCAGCAAGUGUGUUCCAAGACGCUGGGUUUUCCGGGAAAUUGACCGCUAUAAGGCUUAACAAGAAUACGAUUGACACCGAUUCCUUGGUGGCUCACCUCGAGCGUAUCUCUGCCUCUGCUCCAGAUGUCCAGCUUCCAAGCGGCCUGGAGCCAAUCUCUAGGGCCGGCGCUCCAAAGCGCAUCUACAAAUUUGUUAUGUAUUGUGUUCCUACGUAUUCGAACCCUACUGGGGAGACAUGGGACUUGGAGACCCGCAGGAAGGUCGUUGAGAUUGCUAGGAAGUGGGAUAUGCUCGUCAUUAGUGAUGAUGUGUACGACUUUCUCGGCAAUGACGGCGAUACCUCUGCCCUUACCCCGGACAAGAAGUUAAUGCCUAGACUUGUCACUUUGGACCAUGAGAUUGGCCAGAAGCAUGGAAUGGGGGGCGAUGAAGCCGGGUACACGGUCUCUAAUUGCUCGUUCUCAAAGCUAUUGGGGCCAGGUUUAAGGUGCGGCUGGAUUGAGAGUGCUACAGGAGUGUUGGCAAAACAAAUGGGCGAGGGCGGUGCGAACCGUAGUGGCGGCGCACCCUCACACUUCGCCUCGACCCUUAUACACCCACUUAUUACUAGCGGCUCAAUUGAUAGCGCAAUCUCAAAUCUUACAAAAACCUACACUGCCCGAUGCGCCGCUAUUAUUGCUGCCAUCAAGACCUACUUUCCAAAAGAAGCUACCAUUUAUGGUGGUAAAGGUGGAUUCUUUCUGUGGAUCAUACUCCCAGAAAAUUACGACGCCCAUGAGAUUACAAAGCUUGCUGCAAAGGACGUGAUCGUGCUUGGUGGUGAUAGGAGCGAGUGCCCUGGGGACACGCUUGGCUGGGGCGAUCAUUGUGUUCGGGUUUCGGUGAGUUAUUCUGAAGCGGAUGUCGCAGUGGAAGGUAUCAAAAAGUUUGCGGAGGCAAUGAAGAGAUGGGAGAAUGGUGAGAGGAGCUCCUAAGGGGCAGAACUAGAAAUGAAGUAAAAGAAAAGUGCUGCUUAGCAAGAAUUUUUGAGGUAUAUGUUAGAGAAGGAUAUGAUCUAGUAGUCAGCUCAGUUGUCGGAAAGUAGGAAUUCGAAUGUUGCUAUUAUA